GGAGACCCGGAGAAACAAGGGAUAAUAAGCCAGCGCCGCCCGGGCGCAGUCCCGCCGAGCUACCGGCAGGGAGCGGAGCAGAGGAGCCGCCGCCCGGUCCGGCAGUCCGGCAGUCCGGCAGUCCGUCCGUCCGUCCGUCCGUCGGCCCGUCUGUGCCGUAGCCCUCCGCUCAAGCCUGAUCUGCGCGCAGCAGGGACAGCCCCAGAGGUGAAGUAGGAACCCCCGGGAUUGACCUGGGACGGCCACCGAUGCCAGAUCCAGAUCCUAGUCGGUCCCAGGCAGGUCAGCAUGGCGGAGCACCCAGAUGUGGAAGGCUUGGAGGAGAGCUUCCGGAAGUUUGCCAUCCAUGGAGACACCAAGGCCACGGGGCAGGAGAUGAAUGGCAAGAACUGGGCCAAACUCUGUAAGGACUGCAAGGUUGCUGACGGCAAGAACGUCACAGGCAUAGAUGUGGACAUCGUCUUCUCCAAAGUCAAGGGGAAGACUGCCCGAGUCAUCAAUUAUGAGGAGUUUAAGAAGGCCCUGGAGGAGCUGGCUGCAAAGAGAUUUAAGGGCAAGAGCAAGGAGGAGGCGUUUGAUGCCAUCUGCAAGCUGGUGGCGGGCAAAGAGCCAGCCAACGUGGGCGUCACCAAAGCCAAAACAGGAGGGGCUGUGGAACGGCUGACCGACACCAGCAAGUACACAGGCUCCCACAAGGAACGCUUUGACGAAAGCGGCAAAGGAAAGGGCAUCGCGGGGCGGCAAGACAUUCUGGAUGACAGCGGCUACGUCAGCGCCUACAAGCACGCAGGAACCUAUGACUCCAAGGUGAAGAAGUGAGGCCCAGGCAGCUGCCUCCCCCCUGCCUGAGGCGCCGGGCCCAGGCCUGAAGGGUACAGGAAUGGUGGGGAGGAAGGGCACUGACCGCCUCCCCUCCUGCCUUGGUGGCCACGUCACAGCCCCAGCACACCCCAGGCUGCCCUGACUUUGUGCCCUGUGCCUUCAAUUCCUGCCCAGGUGUGGGGUGCCCCUUUGGCCUGCCAGGGCCCUAAUGCAGGCUGGUCCCAUUGCCCCCUCCUCACUAACCUUCUGGGCAAAGCAUGGGGCCCAGGCCCCGUAGCAAGGAUUCCCAGCCCAAAGUGAAAUGACUGGCCUGUCCCGCCUCUCGCCCCCAUCUGCUUACCCCAUAUUUAAACUGCUGACCCUGGAUCAGUACCUGCUCUGUACUCAGAACCCAAUAAAGAAAGCCUUUUGUACUCACA
Phascolarctos cinereus (koala) is the source of this 1241-nucleotide messenger RNA. It is a transcript of the gene TPPP3, whose product is annotated as tubulin polymerization promoting protein family member 3. Gene Ontology annotation, cellular component: microtubule. Lineage: Eukaryota; Metazoa; Chordata; Mammalia; Diprotodontia; Phascolarctidae. Gene Ontology annotation, biological process: positive regulation of protein polymerization; microtubule polymerization; microtubule bundle formation. The record is from RefSeq and is a predicted model, not a curated record. Gene Ontology annotation, molecular function: tubulin binding.